This is a messenger RNA of Triticum turgidum subsp. durum (durum wheat), 858 nucleotides long. NCBI's taxonomy places the organism in Eukaryota, Viridiplantae, Streptophyta, Magnoliopsida, Poales, Poaceae. The record is from the annotation of a GenBank genome assembly.
AUGGCGAUCGAGAAGAAGGGGAUGUCGGCGUACGAGGCGGAGCGGGAGAGGACGGUGGAGGAGAACAAGCGCAAGAUGGAGGCGCUCAACCUGCGCCACCUCUCCGCCGCCGUCGCCACCUACGCACCCAAGACCCCCUCCCCCAUGAAGCACAAGAGGCGCAGGGUCAUCGAAGCCGCGACCCCCGUCCCGUCGCCGCCGAGGAGGUCCCGCCGGCUCGCCCACCUCCGCGAGGUCAAGUACGCCGACGCCUGCGCGGAGCUGUUUGUACUGCCUAGUGCUGCUCAUACUGUGAUUGCAAGUGCAGCCUGUUGCAGAACCGGAGAUGAUUUUACUUCACUUUUUUUAUCUGUUGAACUGUCCCUGUCAAUUUAUUAUGAAGCAGUGGGAGAAGAUAGUGAGAGAGUGGGAAGGUGGUCUCCUAGAAGGCGAAGUGGCAGCAUCUACUUAGCAGGAGGUGGAGGUGGACCAAUUUCCAUGAAAGCUAGGAUGGAGGCAGCAAGCAAAGCUGAGGAGUUAGAAUCACAACUUGACCCUCAAUUUCCAUCCUUCAUGAAGCGGAUGCUACAUUCACAUGUGGUGCGAGGGUUCUGGUUGGGUCUCCCAAGCCAUUUCUGUGACACGUACCUGCCAAAGAAUGACUGCACUAUCACUUUGGUGGAUGAGAAAGAUGAGGAGUUCGAGUCCAAAUACCUUGCCUACAAGAAGGGGCUAAGUGGUGGCUGGGCUGGUUUUGCUCUGGAUCAUGUGAUUCGGGAUGGAGACUCGACGGUCUUUCAGCUGAUCAAGCCUACAACCUUCAAGGUGCAUAUCAUCCGAGCUGCUGUUGGUGAUGAUGACAACGAGGAAAUGGAGUGA